UGGGGUGGGUCCCAUCUGUGUGUUGAUACGGAAGGGCGUUGGGGCCGGGCAGUCUCUGGAUGGAAAAGGCAAACAGGAGGCUGAGCCAAAGGGGAGAGGAGAGAAAGAGGUGGAACAGCUCAUGCUUGUUAUAUUAGUACUCAAGAAGCUGAGGCAGGGGGAUUGCUGUGAGUUAGGUGUCAACCUGGACUAAAUGGAAAAUCCCUGACAAGGAAGGGAGGGAGAGGGGGAAGGAAUGCUCCAGGGAGCUGGAGAAGCCUUCUUUCUCACAUACAGCACCCUCCAAUGGAAGGCCCCACUCAGAUGGAGGAAGGGGCAAACAUGAACUCACUUUUUUUUUAAACCUUGUGGCCCCAGAGGUGUUGAAGCAGCUGUAGAAACUGAGGCUGGCCAAGUGAUGAACUUCCUGACCACUGAGAACCAAGGGGAGUCUAGGCUCCGCCUACUGCUGCUCUUCAGUCAGCCUCCUGUGGCCUCAGCCUGCUCCCAGUUCCCUCCACAGCCCUUGGCCUUCUCACGCUCACCCGAGCUCCUCUCCCGUCUUACCGUCCACGAGUGCAUGAAGUCACCCUGCGGUGACAGCACAGGGUGACUGAGCGACUGCUGGAGGCCUGGAGAGGCGCCACCUUGAUCUGCCCUGGAGAGUCUCUCCCCCAGGAUCCUGACCCCAGAGCGGUGAGAGGCUGAACCCAAACUUCCACUAAGAUAAAGAUACGUGGCACAGCCAUGGCCAACGCCCAGGUUCCUUUCUCCUUUCCAAUGGCCCACUUCCUGGUCUUUGUCUUCGUGACUUCCACCAUCAUCCACCUUCAGCAGAGAAUAGUGAAGCUUCAGCCCCUCUUGGAGAGACACACAGGAGCACCGGCCAUCACACAGAAGCAGGGGAGUGGCCAGCUGCAGGGCAUGUUCACCAUCAAUUCCAUUGGCCGCCUGGGGAACCAGAUGGGCGAGUAUGCCACGCUGUUCGCACUGGCCAGGAUGAACGGAAGGCCCGCUUUCAUCCCCGCAUCCAUGCACAGCGCCCUGGCGCCCAUCUUCAGGAUCAGCCUCCCGGUGCUGCACAGCGACACCGCCAGCAAGAUCCCGUGGCAGAACUAUCACCUCAACGACUGGAUGGAGGAGCGGUACCGCCACAUCCCGGGACGCUAUGUGCGCCUCACGGGGUACCCGUGCUCCUGGACCUUCUACCACCACCUGCGCCCUGAGAUCCUGCAGGAGUUCACCCUGCACGACCACGUGCGUGAGGAGGCCCAGGCCUUCCUGCGUGGCCUGCGGGUGAACGGGCGGCAGCCGAGUACGUUUGUGGGCGUCCAUGUGCGCCGGGGGGACUAUGUGCAUGUCAUGCCCAAUGUGUGGAAGGGCGUGGUGGCUGACCGGGGCUACUUGGAACAGGCGCUGGACAGGUUCCGGGCGCGCUAUCCCUCUCCAGUCUUUGUGGUCACAAGCAAUGGGAUGGCCUGGUGCAAGGAGAACAUCAAUGCCUCCCGAGGGGAUGUGGUGUUCGCUGGCAAUGGCAUCGAGGGUUCACCAGCCAAGGACUUCGCACUCCUCACUCAGUGCAACCACACCAUCAUGACUAUUGGAACCUUCGGGAUUUGGGCUGCCUACCUGGCAGGUGGUGACACCAUCUACCUAGCCAACUAUACCCUUCCGGAUUCUCCCUUCCUCAAAAUCUUUAAGCCAGAGGCAGCCUUCCUACCUGAGUGGGUGGGCAUCCCCGCAGACCUGUCCCCACUCCUCAAGCACUAACAGAAGCCUGUCCGUGGGCCCCUUUCCAUCUCUAGAUGGGCGGAGCUACGAGUUACCCUCACAGGAAGAGCCUUGGGCUGCUCUAACAUGUUCGGCAAACGUACUGGCAUGUUAGGCGUUACCAGCUCCAGCAGUAAGUAGACAGUUCAGUGACCACAGUGCCCACUAACCACAGCGCCAUCGCCAUGUUUUAGCACAGCUGUCUCGUGGUGCCAGAAGGGCUGCCACCUGUGAACAGUCAUGCAAGAGAAGGCUCGCUACCUCUCCUGAGGUUGCUUUUCAAGGGGGAGAGAAGCCCACAUUUGUCCACUUUUUGUCACUAAUGAAAUACCUGAAGUUGGCUUAUUAUAAAAGUCCAGCGAGUACCUCGUGGGGAUGGCAUUUCCACAGUGCGGUAGCAUGUGACAGCCAACAGUAUGGAAAGCAUGAACAAGGAGAGGGGCUGGGCUUGCUCUUUUUAUAGCAACUGCCUUUCAAGAACCGUCUGGAGUCUCCUGAGAACCUUGCAUCCCUUGAAGGUAGUGCCUUCAUUGUCCCAAGAACUUCUUGAGAUCUGCUAGAAUUUUAUUUUUAUCUUAA
Molecule: messenger RNA, 2328 nt
Organism: Mesocricetus auratus (golden hamster)
Lineage: Eukaryota; Metazoa; Chordata; Mammalia; Rodentia; Cricetidae
Gene: Fut2
Product: fucosyltransferase 2
Exons: 3
Coding region: 727-1749 (340 amino acids)
Biological process (GO): carbohydrate metabolic process
Cellular component (GO): membrane
Molecular function (GO): galactoside 2-alpha-L-fucosyltransferase activity
Source: RefSeq, a predicted model, not a curated record